UGUUGCAGUCGUUCAGAACGUAGUCGGGAGGAGCGAAGACCUAGCGGAGCUAGAGCGUAGACAAAGCGGAGACAGACCAGAGACAGACCAGAGACAGAACUUCAGAGUCAUCCACGAAGUUAAGAUCUCUCGUUGGAGAUACAGUCCCUGUAGUUCUCAGUUCUCUCGUUUCGAGGCGUUGAGGCUCCCAGCGGACCAGACCCGAGCAGGAAGUCGAGCUCGGCCUCCUGAGCACCGUGCCCGGCCUGGUCAGGUUGAUGUUGAGCAGCUCUCCGCGGCCCAUGAGCAGCGCACCCCGGCGGACAGGUAGACCCAGGACGAGGACCUGGAGCCCGACUAGGAGGAGACACCUCAGCUCCGGCAGCUCCACCAGCAGCACCACAACACAGAGGUGACGUCUAGUCUGACAGCCAUGGGAGGCGGAGAGCGCUACAACAUUCCAGUGUCACACCCUGAACGCCAGCUGCCAAAGAAGACCAAGCAGAGGGGGCGGGACCAGAGUGUUGUCAUCGCCGUGGCAGCGGCCGCGGGCAUCAUGGGCGGCCUUCACAACCACCGGCGGGGCGACAAGAACCCCGCCUACCCCGGCUCCCUGGAGGCGCGGCAGGCCGCGUCGGCCGAGAAGAAGGGGGCGUCGGUGCGCUUCGCCGCCAGCUACGACCACAACUGGGAGGGCGCCGUGUCCCACCUCAACACGCUGCUCGCCGGACAGGGGAGCCCAAAGUUCGCCGGACCCAAGUUCAGCGAGCCGCCCUCCCCCAGCGUGCUGCCCCGGCCCCCCAGCCACUGGGUGUCCUUCCCCAUGCGCUCCGGCGACAGCCGCGAGCUCAUGGCCUUCCAGCUCAAGAGCCUCCUCAAGGUUCAGGCCUGAGGCGGACUCACCUUUGACCUUUCACCCCCCCCUCCCCUCCCUUUUAGUUCGACACACCAACGCAUGAACUGAGGCUCCGUGGGGGGGGGCCGCGGCCCGGUAGCAACGCAGCGGCGCCUAGCGGUCCGGGGGACUGUCGGGGCGUGGGGGGGCAUCGGGUUCACAGCCCGGUGCCCCCCCAGCGCCGCUGGUCCACACCCGGGCCGCUGCCGCUCUGCUGCCUUGCUGCUGGGCGACGGCCCCCCCGCGGAGUCUGUUUCCCUAACGGACGAUGGACUGGGUCCCCUUUGUGCUCCUGCUCUUCUGUUUUGUUUUGCUGAGGCCCCUCAUUGGAGGCGUGGAGGCUCUGACGCUCAUCCACACGUAGCAUUUACGUCCCCGCAUACCCAGCUCAGCUCGUAUGUUGACCUUUUUAUUUUUGACCCAGUUAUUUUGUUUUGACUUGUACCUUUAUUCUGAAAAGACACUUAACAGGGAUGGGGAGAGAUACAGGAGGAGGGGCUUGCGUAUCAUGAGGUCCAAUCAGAACCCCCGGUACCGGAGGGUCACCGGAGACGAUUGCGCCGGGCCUGCGACCGUCAACUCUUGUGUUAUUUUUAAAAAUGCGCUGUGCGCAAUGCACUCUGGGAGUUGAGCUCGCACCCGUCCUCACAGCUCAUUAUUCUGUGUGUGUGUGUGUGUGUGUGUGUGCGCGCGUGUGUGUUCCGCCGUCUCCUGAGGCGGUCGGGCGGGGGGGUCCUAGUGCCAUAUCGAACCCCGGCCAUGAGCAGAACCCCGCAGAACUGUCGUCUCCCUGCCCCUCCCGCUCCGUCAGCAUGGCAGCAGCGUAGCGCCUGCGGAGGUCAGCGGCCUUCGGGCGGCUGGGCUGCGCUGCUGCUGAGGCUUACUGGGGCAGGCGGGGGGUAGUGGGAGACGACCCCGGGCCCUGUUGGAGGGAAGCCCCCCCCCUGAUGUGUGGUAUGAAAGACCAGAAAGAGUGAAUAGUGUGGCCAUCCACAAAACGUACAGAAUCUCACUGCCGCCCCCCCCCCCCCCUUCUCUUGCACUGCAAUCAGACGCGUGGGGCGUAGACUAUCCCCCCCCGGGGGUCUCUGGUCUGGUGAGCCCCCCAUACACCCCUCCUCUCCACCCCUUCCCCCUCCAGACAGCAGCUGUAGUCCGCCCCGGCUGGCAGAACAAAGUACCAGAGCACGAGCUCCGAAGAGCCAUGUAUAUAUUGAAAUGUAUAAAAAUACUUGUAGCAUAUGUACAUUAUGCAGGGGGUUUUCUUCCGCCCUGCGUGACAAAGUAUUUUUAGUAAUAACACUGAAUGUACGGCGCUACGACACGCCUCUACUUCAAAUGCUGAGUUAUUUUUGUUAAAAAAAAGAAAAUCCUUUGCUCAGCACCCUUCACUGGUCUCUCUCCAGUGGUAUGCACUGGUCUCUCUCCAGUGCUCUGCACAUGUGUUAUUUUCUACAGUGUAGGGUCAUGAUGCAGGAGGUGCAAGAUGAGCUGAUCUAAACCGUAAACCAUUUGACCUCUUCUCUGAGACUUUUGCAUGUAUGACCGCCCCAGACCUGUGGUUAUGAUUCUGCUGAUUUUACCCCUAUUUUAACAUCGCCCUGACCCCCUUAAUGUUGAGACCCGUGUCUCCCCCUAUUGGAAAGGUUCUAAAUGCUCUUGCCCUGUAAUAGAAUUCUAAUUUUAACGUCAUUGUUGUCCACUACUUGAAGGUCAUUUUUAAAACGCCAAAUGUGUUGGCUGUUUAACCACAACGGCCAACGGUAGGUAAACUUAAGCCUGAUUUGCACAGUAUUGUAAUGUUAGUCUAAUGCCCCCCCCCUUCAGUAUGCUGAAGGGUUCUUAUUUUGUACCUGAAACGCCAAAUUCAAUCCUCCGUUUACCUCCGCUAGCUGAUGACUGAAUGUGGUGAUUCAUGUGUAACUGGCCGUCCUCGCUGACAUGUUAAUUGUAUUGAGAAAUGUCUGUCAUGUAUGCAAAAGUCUCAACGAAUUUAGAAAAAAAACAAUUGGCUGUUAAUUUGUCCCCCCCUUGUCCGAAGUCACCGAUUAUGAGAGAUGUUUGCCCACCAUGUACAAUUUGGCUUUAAUUCGAAAUGUGAACGAAAUGCACUAUUAGUUUAAACAAAUAUUUAUCCCAAAAAAAUAAAUCCCUUCCCUUACCCCCUAAUUGUGUUGUCUGCCUCUUGAGUUGAAACAAUGUAAUCAGGAUUUUACUCUAGUUAUUAGUGACGGGACAGUAGUCAAUUCUAGAUUCUAAAGCAAUAUUGGGAUACAUUAGCAACUACUUGUUGGAGGAUAAAGUAUGUUUAUUAAUAUUUAAUCUGAUAUUUUUUAUUAGAGCUUGAAAGAUUUACCGUAUUCAUCAAUAACCCAGAACGUUACAUUCAUUCUGGGCUGCCGAGUAGAUGGGGUUGACCCGUUCCAUUGUGUAGGGAAGAGAACUCCUUUAUCUAGGAGCAUCAGACUGGUUAACUUCACAAGCAGCUAACGGACCCUCCCUGUUUGAUAUGUGAGGGCCACCUUACUAUCAGGGGUCCCAUGACGAGUUCUGAAGAACUACAGUGGACCUGGUGCCUCAGUGUCCAGCUUCCUGCUGGACUCCCAGUUCCACACUAGUUAGAGCCCUAAAGUCUAUAAAUCAGUCCUGUUGCUGACUGCAGUCUCAGUACCAAACAUAAGUGCAUGCAUCAACAGAAUAAUAUCUAUCUUAUGUAAGGGAUAAUGUUCAUAGAAUAUCAAUUAGGCAGGUUACAAUAUAGCUGACUCUGAAAUUAGUCGUGCAGGUUUAUAAACUGCCUACACAAUGCAUUAUUUUUUAAAUCACAGCUGGUUUAAUAUUUCAAUAAAUGGGUGCAUGCAGGCAAUCGGGAUGGCAUCUUGAGUGAAGGGUAAGUAGAUUGUUGGUUCUAUGGCCCCAGACUAUGAAAUGUAAAAUGGUUUGAAGCAAAAACAAGUUAAACAAACGGCUAAAGUUUGAAUACAUUUGAGAUCAAAUAUAGAAAAGUUGAGCUGUUCCAAGAUGGAAAUAGGAUCAAAGUAUCAGUGUUGUCAUCACUUGUAGUUGACAUUAUUCCUUCACAUCUAGUUAAUAGAUCAAAAAAAUUAGGCUUACACCGUUUGACAACUGCGUCUCUGCUUUCAUAUAUAGAUAU
This is a messenger RNA of Gadus chalcogrammus (walleye pollock), 4028 nucleotides long. RefSeq names its product proline-rich nuclear receptor coactivator 2 (gene pnrc2). Gene Ontology annotation, biological process: nuclear-transcribed mRNA catabolic process, nonsense-mediated decay. The transcript is spliced from 3 exons. The coding region runs from base 413 to 871 and encodes 152 amino acids. NCBI's taxonomy places the organism in Eukaryota, Metazoa, Chordata, Actinopteri, Gadiformes, Gadidae. The record is from RefSeq and is a predicted model, not a curated record. Gene Ontology annotation, cellular component: nucleus; P-body.